Molecule: messenger RNA, 732 nt
Organism: Miscanthus lutarioriparius
Lineage: Eukaryota; Viridiplantae; Streptophyta; Magnoliopsida; Poales; Poaceae
Source: the annotation of a GenBank genome assembly
AUGGCUUCGAUCAACAAGACAGAGUUCGAGGUUCUUGAGCUGAACGGCAAGAACUAUCAAACCUGGGCAGUCGACUGUGAGUUCCAUCUGCAGGCGAUGCAGCUGACUCCCACGAUCGCCAGGCCUGCAGCCGGUGUUCCUGCUCCGCCACCCCAUGACAAGGCAAAAGCUUGCAUCUUCCUGAGGCAUCAUAUUCAUCCUGACUUGAAGAUGGAGUACCUGGAGGUGAAAGACCCUCUGCUUCGCUUUUGUGACCAGGUCAUCAUUGAACUCGAGAUGAUUGAGAAAACUCUCGAGACUUUCCACCCCACCAACAUGGUACUCCAGCAGCAGUACCGUAACAACAAGUACAUGAAGUACUGUGAUUUCAUGAAUGUGCUGCUUGCCGCUGAGGCUCAGAAUGAACUCUUGAUGAAGAACUUCCACAUGCGCCCUGCUGGGACACAGGCACAUCCUGAAGCACAUGCCAGUUUCUGUAACGGCAACGGUAAAGGUUCUUUCAGAAACAAGGGUCAAAAGUUUCAUGGUCACAAGGGGCAAAAAGGGGGAAAGUUUAAGAACAGAGGCCAGAAGUCCAAUGGCAAUGGCAAAGGUCAGAAGUUCAAUGGUAAUGGCAAAGGCAAGUCCCUAAAGGGCUCAAAGGACGAGGCAAGUGGAGGGAAACACUCAAAUGAGGGUGCUAUGGAUCCCACCAGCAUUGGUCUCGUACUUGCACUACCAACCCACACUUGA